Messenger RNA from Phytophthora nicotianae INRA-310, 1446 nucleotides. RefSeq lists its product as hypothetical. The coding region runs from base 127 to 1332 and encodes 401 amino acids. The transcript has 3 exons. Lineage: Eukaryota; Oomycota; Peronosporomycetes; Peronosporales; Peronosporaceae. The record is from RefSeq and is a predicted model, not a curated record.
UCCGUCGACUUAGCCACAAAACCCGCAGCCUCCAAACCGUCUAUCUGGGCUCGCCAUGCACUUAAGCGACAGGUCCGUCCUCUCAGUCCGCCCCUCGUCCGUCACUUUUCAAUUUGCGUAGUGCAAAUGGCCGAGCGUCGCCAGUCUUCACGCAACGGCAACAGCCGAUGCCGCACGCGGAGCUCCAGCACGCCGCCCACCAAGCGCUCGCUGGGCUUUAGCACUCCCUCGACCUCCAGCGCUAGCGCACGAGACCGCAACGUGCCCGUUCGCUUCGGCAAAUGGAGCGUCGAGGAAGAUGCGUACCUGAGCAAGCUCAUUUGGCUCUUCGAGCACGGAUUGCUGGCCGAUAUGGAGCCCAAGAGGUCGCUGCGUUCGUUCCUGGCGCUUAUGCUCAACUGCUGCCCCAUGCGCAUCUCCAAGAAGCAGAUGAAUGGCCACAGCUUCGUGGGGAAGACCAAGUAUGUUCGUCACAGCAACAAAAUGACGCAACAGGAGUACGACAAGCUCUGUCACGAGGUCUGGAGACUCCGAGACGAGUUCCUUAUGGCUUGGGCCAAGGACGAGUACGCCAGACGUAACUCCAGAGUCAACCAGGACGAAAUGAGCUUCCAGGACUGGUAUGACAAAGUGGUGAGUCUCGUACCCACUCCCAAACUGGCAAAGAGGUCGAAUCUCAAAGAAUGCAAGAAGAAACGACCCAUUGAGUCACUGGAUGAGCUCAACACGCAGGUGCAGGACUCCAAGAGACAGAAAGUCGAGAAAUUGACCAACAUCCGACCGGUACAGGUAGUUGCCGUGCAGCCGGAGCGCGAGAAUCCACAGGAUACUCCUCGAGUGGAAAUGCUGGAGUCCGUGGAGAUCCUACCGUUGGAACCAGCUUUAAUACCUGAUAAUACCGCGGUGAUGGCUCUACCGACCUCGUACUGCAGUGAGAACGUGAGCGUGGGUGAUUGGUUGGCCACAUCAGACCGUGGUCGUGCUGUAGCUCAUUGGACCGACUUCCAGAGUCUCAAUCAUGGCGGAGAAUCGCGAUACACUUUAUGUGAGGACGCAGUGCAGGUCUCUUUGCACCUGAACGACCAGCAGCCAUCGCUGGCUGAAUUAUCCAUGACACGUCGGUCUUCGAAGCUGAUUAUUGACUUCGGAGCGCCUAGCUGCUGGCACACAGACGAAGAGUCCAAACACGAGCCGUUCUUUGACUAUUCUCAGUGGACAGAGAAUGACCUGACGGAGGAACUAGCAAUGGCAACGGACUCCAGCACCUUCAGCUGGGACGACUCGUCCUCGCUCCCUUACUUGACGUACAGCCCAACGUUGAAUUUUCUGUGAAGGCUGCUCAUGGUCCGUAGCUUCAUUAUUCCAGGUACGACCAUGUUACUUAUGAGUUUUCCACUUCUGAGCGUAAUUUCUUGGUACUUUAACCAGUGAAAAUGCAGUUUUUUU